Rubroshorea leprosula is the source of this 1152-nucleotide messenger RNA. NCBI's taxonomy places the organism in Eukaryota, Viridiplantae, Streptophyta, Magnoliopsida, Malvales, Dipterocarpaceae. The record is from the annotation of a GenBank genome assembly.
CCUGCGGAUACAAUCUGAAAGCCAUUCAUCCACUCACGCAUUGAGCCUUCAUUGGGGUUCUGAUGGCUCUGGGUUCUUCAUCUUUUGCUUCAGUAAGGUUAAGUUCCAUUUCCUUCCCUUCCAAAAACCCUAGAAAUUCGAAUUUGCUUUCCAUCAAACACCUUCUAUUCAGCCAAUCUUCAUCGGCCGAUGCGCUGCCAAGGCCGUCAUUUCGCGUUUCUGCUGACUCAGUCCCCAGAACGCGUUUUAUUGCCCGGCGCAAAGAGUCCGUUUCAGUUCGGCAACUAGAACGCCCUCUAAGUGAGUAUAUGAGCUUGCCUGCAAGCCAGUACUCAGUGCUGGAUGCGGAGAGGAUAGAGAGGGUAGAUGACAACACCUUCAGAUGUUAUGUGUAUAGGAUUAAGUUCUUUAAUUUUGAGGUUUGCCCUGUUUUGCUCGUUAGAGUUGAAGUGCAGCCCAACGGGUGCACCAUUAAGCUCCUGUCUUGCAAGCUUGAGGGUUCUCCGAUUGUGGUUCAGCAGAAUGACAAGUUUGACGCUUCUAUGGUGAACCAAAUAUCUUAUGAUACCAACACAAGCAACUCAGCAAUUCAAGAACUAACUUCAAAUGCAGUCAUUGAGGUUGGCAUUGAGGUUCCUUCUUUUUUACCAAUUCCAUUGGGUUUGAUAGAAUCAACUGGGACACAAGUCCUUGAGCAGAUACUAAGGCUAAUGCUUCCCCGCUUCAUGGCACAGCUUAAGAAAGACUAUCAAGCAUGGGCCUCCGGUGACACCUCAAGGCAGCCUCUUGGAACUGGACAGAUUUGAGGCUACACGCAGGGGACAACAUUUGGUCAGCUUGUUCAAUUUUGCUAUGACAUAGGCUGUUCAGAAAUCUGUCUGCUCAAGACUGUUGUUAUGGUCAUUAAGUCUUUAGCUUGUUUGUCUAAAUUCAACUAAUGACCUUGCAGCUUGCAACUACCCCACCAUGUGGAUACCUUUCCUAAUGUUCUAGCUUUAGUUUAAUUAGUACAAUCUAGUCAUAUGGUGAUUAUUUUUCUGGUCUAGUCAUAUGGUGAUUAAUUUUAUGGUGUGGUUACUCUAUUUUUGUCUGAUUUUGUGGGUAAUUUCUUUGGUUUAACUUGUUUUCUCAAUCACGGUAUUUUGGGUAAUG